AAUUGAAUCGAAGUGAAAUUUUACGAGAGGCUUCAAAUUAAGUGCAAGUGAAUUUGUUAAUUAAUCAAUCAUACCAGCUGUCUUUAAUUGGACAGUGUGUUAUCUGCUGAUUAAUAGCAUAUUUUGGAUUAUUUUAUAUUCAGUUUUUCUUCUAAUAAUGGAUUACGGAAUAUUUAACAAUUACUCAGUCACAUUAGAUGGAUUGAUGCGUGAAGCGCAAAGUAUUAGUCCUGUGCACUCGGAAGUCUCUAACGCCAGCGAGCCAGAGAAGCCGCGCAAGGAAGUGAAUGCACGUGAACGUAAUCGCACACAAAGGUUACUAUUUCUAAAUUUAAUGGAAUACAAUUCAGAAAAUACAAAACUUACUAAAUUCGAUUUAUUUACAGGCAACAACGAGAAGCCGUGUGCCAAUUAUACUAGCCCCCAUCUGUGUGAAAAUAGAAACGCAGCAGACAAACUAACAAGAUCAAGUAUCUGCACAUUUUGCGCAACUUCAAGCGGAAGCAAAAAUUAAAGAAUAUAUAAAUGGAACGUUGCUUAAUUUUAAUGGAAUAUUUAAUUGAUAAUUAUGUGCAUAUGUAUGUAUAUAAGCAAGUUUAUCAUAUAAAAAAAAGUUUGAGUUUUUUAAGCUAAUGGCUUAAAAUAUUUUUUAUUUGAAAACUUUUAGUAUUGGUUAUGCUUUUACAUUUGAAGAUAAAAAAAAUUGGCUUUAUUUUAAGUUUAGUGAUAUACAAAUAUUGGCGCAAUAAAUGUUGCAAUAAUAGAGAAUAGAGAAUUUCUAAUACUGUUGUACUUGUUUACUGAGGAACAUUU
Messenger RNA from Rhagoletis zephyria (snowberry fruit fly), 813 nucleotides. RefSeq lists its product as uncharacterized. NCBI's taxonomy places the organism in Eukaryota, Metazoa, Arthropoda, Insecta, Diptera, Tephritidae. The record is from RefSeq and is a predicted model, not a curated record.